CGCUGUUGAGCUUCACUUCCCUCGACUAAAUGCGCUGAUGUAAUGGUGUCAUCCUGACAGCUACACUUUCAGCUAAACUAAUACGCCAUAAUUACGCUACAAAAUCAAAAACAAAUGUCGGGAGGCGUGAGAAAGAGGUUCGCUGAAGGUUAAAUUAGUCUAUAAGUGUGUAUGGGGAUGUGUUUACCCUGUCUGAGUGGAGCUGAGGAUGAUGUAGUAGAAGUCACACCAGACCCUGAGACGAGGAGAAGACAGCUAGCAGACGCUGCAGAGAAGAGACAGAAAGAGAUCACCUACAGAGGUAUCAAAAACCCAGAAGCCUUGGAGAGGAAAAAGAAGAAACAAGAAGAGACAGAGAAACAGACUAUGAAUUCUGUACCAUCUGAAGGUGGCGGGCUAAAGUGGCAGGUUGGCUAACACAGGCUGAAGUGAAGAUCACUGGUCAUUUCCCGCUGACUUGUUCUUUCGGUUCUUCUUUUGAAAUGUACACUAGCAAGGGGAGUUUGCAUAGAGACUAGAAUUUUUGUCAAGCUCCCACACAAAGCUUCUAAUCCUCCAGGCCUUCUGAUUGGCCAGAGUGCAUUCAGGCCACACCCCUUUAAAUGCCAAGCUGGGCAAGCCAUUGGAUUUCUGGGAUAGUGCUUUUAGCAAUUAAUGUUUUUUUCCCACAACUUAUUCAGUUUAUGUUUAUGCAUCAUUUCACACACGCAGCUUUUGUACCAAUGUCCUUUCUAUUUUUGACAUUGAUCAAGAACUGAGUGUCAUUUUAAUGCACGUUUAUACAACUGAAAAGCAUGUUUUAUAUUGGAUUUUGGAUCAUUUAAUACAUAUUUAGCCAUUUAUAUUUAUGCAUCAGUUACCAGUGUGUUUUGGUUGUAAGCUCAUAGUGUUUAGCGAUUUGUCAGGACUUGAAGUAUAAUAAUAAUGAAGAAUAUUGAAGGAUAUUAUGUCUGUUAGCACUUUCACUGCCUGUUGAUUGUAUGACUUGCUGUUCUUAUGAACCAAAUUGAAUGUGCAUCACUUUAUCUUAUCAGACACAUUAGUUUCUCACCCUUUCUGAAGGGCUUUGGUUGUCUUAAGUUAAGAAAAUCUUAACUUAUCACAUUAAAACUCAACAUCCAUGUGUUGGGCCGUGCAGCAGUGACUGUAGCAGACUGAGCUAUAGUGAACAGUGUGGAAUACACUUUAUCUCUAGGAACUCUGAGUGAACUCUACAUAUUGCCUUUGAUGCAUUUCUUUUAUGUUAUGCUCAUGAGUUAUUACCUCUGCCUACAGCUACUCACUCAAUGCUUGUGACAGGGAAACAGAUUUGUACCAAAUUAUCAAGUGAAAUAUCUUCCCAGGGUUCAUUCAGAAUGGGUUAUUAACAUACAGACACUGUAUAACAAUAAUACAAUACGUCAGACAAAGUUUUGCAAUGUUCAUGCUUACCAGUAGAGGGCAGUGGCACACUUUCAGAUCAGGAACUGUUUUAGAACCACAAUUGCAAGGAGGCAUUGCUUAAAUAAAGAUUGUGUUUGAUUGAACAGCCAA
Molecule: messenger RNA, 1533 nt
Organism: Sinocyclocheilus anshuiensis
Lineage: Eukaryota; Metazoa; Chordata; Actinopteri; Cypriniformes; Cyprinidae
Product: small VCP/p97-interacting protein
Exons: 5
Coding region: 172-417 (81 amino acids)
Biological process (GO): negative regulation of VCP-NPL4-UFD1 AAA ATPase complex assembly; negative regulation of retrograde protein transport, ER to cytosol; negative regulation of ERAD pathway
Cellular component (GO): endoplasmic reticulum membrane
Source: RefSeq, a predicted model, not a curated record